GAGCCCCUGACUCAAUGCUCCUUUGGUUAAUCAGUAACCAGGGUGGGAGCACCGCGGCGGGCUGGCAGGGUUAAAGUGAGGGAGCAGAGGAGCCAGGACCUCAUUCAGCACCUCGCUCAGCAGCAGCAGACACACACGAAAGAAUAAGGUGACCACCAAUAAAAGGUAAAAUGAAGAUACUGCACUCGCCUCUCGCAGCCCUCCUACUCUGCUGCUACCUCUCAGGAAGCCAAGCCAACCGCGUCUACGUCCACCCCUUCCACCUCUUCGCCGCUGAGAAUGUCAGCUGUGAGACGCUGCAGACACAGACGUCCAAGCCCCUGGAGACACUUCCUGUAGCCCCGCUUGAUAUUGAAGUCCUGACACCAGACAGCAGGGACCCAUUGAAAGUGGAUGCACAGAAGCAGAACAUCACAGUAAGGACGGCGGUCCUAGCAGAGCUGUUGAACUCUCUGGGCCUGAGGAUGUACCAAGCUGUCAGCAGCAAGCAGCGCAGCACCAACACACUCCUCUCUCCGGUCAACACCUUUGGAUCCCUUGUCACCUUUUAUCUAGGGGCGUCCAAGAAGACAGCGAGCUCAUUCCAGCUUCUACUUGGCCUGAGCAGCGGCACCGACCGAGAGGACUGUGUGUCCUUGGUCGAUGGACACAAAGUUCUAAAGACCCUGCAGGGUAUCAACUCACUAGUGGACGACGGACCCAAAGAUGAAAUCACCACCCAGGUGUGGACCUUCACUCGUCAGGAUGCUCAACUCUCCGGGGACUUUAUUCAAGGCACACAGGACUUCUCAGACACAUCGUUUAUCCGCAGCGUUGACUUCUCCAAACCCGAGGAGGCCGAGCAGCUGGUGAACAGCUUUGUGGAGAAGACAUCAGAUGGGAGGGUUAAGGGCAUCUUCAAAGAUUUGAACUCCACAACUGACCUUCUGUUUGUUACUUCCUUCAACUUCCAAGGCAACUGGAGGACAGCUUUUCAACCAGAGAAGACGUCCAUGCAGGAGUUUCACGUGGAUGAAACAACCACAGUUAUGGCUCCACUGAUGACCCACACGGGUCAGUACUACUACCUGAACGAUAAGGUACGGCAGUGCACUGUCGUGAAGCUGUCUCUGAGCAAACGGUCCUACAUGUUGCUGGUCCUGCCUCAUGAAGGGGCAAACCUCCAUGAAAUUGAGUCUAAGCUGCUCACUGACGUUAUGUCUGGCUGGUAUCAGAGCCUCCAGGAAGGUCUGUUGGAGCUGUCCCUCCCAAAGUUCUCCAUGUCUUCUGUUACUGAUCUGCGUGACCUGCUGACCAAAAUGGAUCCUGAAAUUGAGGCAAAACUGAUGGGCUCCCAGGCCGAUUUCAACCAACUCAGCAACAUCAAACCCUUCACUAUCAAUAAGGCGGUCAACAAGGUGAUGUUUGAGAUGUCCGAGGAAGGAGCAGAACUCCAGGACAAGAUCCAGGAAGCGGGCAUCCCUCUGAAGCUGUCCUUCAACCGGCCGUUCUUCUUUUCUGUCAUAGAAGGAGAUUCUAACGCCAUCCUCAUGCUGGGCAAGAUCACCAAUCCUACACUGUAAAGCUAUAUAGUACUUAAAACUCAUUUAGAUCACACCCUUGUUUUCCGACUGAAAUGAUGUCCACAUACAGUACAUGAGUAAUGAAGUACAACCUCACUCAGGAGGUUACAUAUUCAGCAGUGUUGUAGUUUUCAUCACCUAUCAGAUCUCUCCAGAAACCCUGUUUCAGUAUUUAUGAAAAGCUGUUACGUUAAGAUGACUUGUUUGCAAGCAGCCUGAAAUUCCUGAUUUUUUUUCUGUAAAAUUUAUUAUAGCAGAGUUCUGUACAGUAUUUUUCAGUAGAGUAGGUACAGUAACCACAAUUCUCUAUGAUGAAUGACUUGUAUAUUGUAACUAAGAGUUUAUUUUUGUUUUGUUGUGAUUUCUGAAAUAAAACAUUUGUAUCACAA
Molecule: messenger RNA, 1951 nt
Organism: Plectropomus leopardus (leopard coralgrouper)
Lineage: Eukaryota; Metazoa; Chordata; Actinopteri; Perciformes; Serranidae
Gene: agt
Product: angiotensinogen
Biological process (GO): regulation of systemic arterial blood pressure by renin-angiotensin; regulation of apoptotic process
Molecular function (GO): serine-type endopeptidase inhibitor activity
Source: RefSeq, a predicted model, not a curated record